Messenger RNA from Chondrus crispus (carragheen), 2385 nucleotides. Its product is annotated as Serine/threonine protein kinase. The record is from RefSeq and is a predicted model, not a curated record. Gene Ontology annotation, molecular function: protein kinase activity; ATP binding. Bases 1 to 1473 code for a protein of 490 amino acids. Gene Ontology annotation, biological process: protein phosphorylation. Lineage: Eukaryota; Rhodophyta; Florideophyceae; Gigartinales; Gigartinaceae. The transcript is spliced from 2 exons.
AUGUCUACCACCAUUUCCAGACCAGGCAAAACUGCGGCCACAUCGAUCCCUUCUGGCUCCAUUUCCAAAGACUAUCCAUGGCAUCCUUCACUGGAAGCUGUGUACGAGCCGGGUGUCAAGCUAGGACGCGGCUGCUUUGCGACGGUUUACAAGGCCAAGCGUCGCUCCGACGCUGUACAAGUUGCUAUCAAGGCGGUGGAAAAAAAUAAGCUCGAUGGUGACACCACUGCCCUUCUCCGCAACGAACUUGAAGUCUUGCAGGCCGUAUCGAAGCACCCUGGCAUCGUCACGUUACUCGAUUCAUUGGAUACGGAGGAGCAUAUGUUUUUCAUUAUGGAAUACGUUGACGGCGGGCCUCUGCUGGAUCGCAUUGUAAGCAGAGGCAGCUUUUCUGAAAAUGAUGCACGCGUACUAUUGCGCGCCACGCUGCUAACGCUUGAGUUUCUGGCCAAUUUAGGCUGCGUGCACCGCGAUAUUAAACCGGAGAACAUCCUUGUCGACAACUGCUCCGACAAGUGGCCCGUAAAGCUCACGGAUUUUGGGUUUUCAGAAAAAAUGCAACCAGACGAGCUCCUUUAUCAAACGAUGGGCACUCCACUCUUUGUCGCCCCGGAAAUUUUGAAUGGCCGCGGAUAUGACUGCGCCUGCGAUAUGUGGAGCUUGGGCGUUGUCCUUUAUUUGGUCUUGUGUGGUUAUCCGCCGUUUCCAUCUGAUAGUCCUAAUGUCCUCGUCGAAGCGAUUGUCAAUGGCAAUUACUCUUUCCCAGCUCCCGAAUGGGACCACGUCUCCGACGAUGCCAAAGAUGCUCUAAGAAGGAUGCUAGAAAUCGACCCACAUCGCCGUAUUACUCCGACCGAGGCAUUGGUUCAUCCGUGGUUCCGGGCCGCCCAAUCAACCUCUGAUUUACCGAACAGCAAACUCAAAGAGUUCAAUGUAGCUCGUAAAUUCAAGGCGCUUUACGUGGCUGUGCGUACUACACAAAGCUUUUGGAAAGUUCUCGAUCCAAAUCGCAAGAGAGAACAGGAUCCAGUAUCACAUGAGAAGCUGCAAGAAGACGUCGAAAGAAAUAGAGCUAUGCUGGAAAGACUUAAACUGAAUACGACAAAAAUGACUGUUCCCGAGACCAGCAGUGCCCCGGGUUCCUCUAAACCAAAUGCGGCUUCCCAAUUUCCUUUCACGCCACUCAGACACAGCCGACGCUCUCUUGUCCUUCCGGUCAGUGCUCUUGACUCUACAUCAGAACGAUCCCAUGGCGGCGGUGGACAUCAAGUGAAGCAGUCCACAGGCUUCAAAUCUUGGAAUUCCCAGAUGAUGUCUUCCCGAGCAGAGGAAUUGGUGGCCCAGGCGAAUGGAAGCUUGGCUGAAAAAGACAACCUCAAUCCUUUCUUUCUGGACAACAGCGUCUCUACGGAAAACCCUGUAUCGUCAGGGAGAAAAAGACUUGCCAAGCUAGAUUUUAAUGGACUGCUGUGAGAGGAAAGUACAGUGUCAAGCAAGUCACGGUGCGCGUGGUGCAGCAGUUGCUGUAACAAGACGCGUUGAAUGAGGCGAAGGGCUGCAGACAAGAGUGAAAUCGCAACCUUGGACUCUUAACAUUGUAUUGAACAUUCUGUCGAAGGAAAAGUGCAACAGCUACAGUCUAGCUUGCAUGGACGGCAGCGGGAGACGAGGAAUGGUGUCCUCACACCGUUGGCCUUGACCUGUCUUCCGGACACGGACACUAGAGCCUGUUCAAUACAAACGAGGAUUGAUCGGGUAGAUGUACUAUCACAUCGCGAUAGGUCGUGUAGGACUACCUGGUUCUUGUCUUGUACCACUUUGACUCGUCUUCAUAUCUCCUCGACAUCAGUCAUAAGGAGAAAAAAGACGCCAUCGCGUGGAAGGCAAUGCCCAUUUUGCUGUGCCGAAUGUGUUUGCGUAUUCAGGUUUGGUAUGCACGAGGAAAAUAACGUGGCUCAUGUGAAGUGAGAGUUUACAUUAACUCCUACCUCCGAUGGGGUCAACCACUACAUUUUCAAGUAGUUGACAGCGUGUUGUUCACCAGAAAGGCUCAUGAUGACCCCAAAGCAUGUCCCGAACCCCAUUGAUGUUUCGACCUGGAAAUUGGCAUCGUGAAUCCGCUUCGCACCCCCGAGGUAGUCGCAGCACCGCUUUGCCUCCCAGACGCACUUCCAGUUCGAGAUGAACCACCGAAGCCUCUCGCCGCAGGCCCAGACUCCAUGACUGGCGAUACUCUUUGCAAAGUGGUGAGGGACCCAAGAGUGUUUUGAAUCUGAUCGAUGAGACGUUCAAACCAGAUGGGAACGAAGAUUAGAUUCUUGCCUUGCGGCAUAGUAGGGUAGACAGAGUCGAAGAAAUAAUAUAAAUGACCGCCGAGAAGUCCUA